Trichogramma pretiosum is the source of this 2651-nucleotide messenger RNA. It is a transcript of the gene elg1, whose product is annotated as ATPase family AAA domain-containing protein 5-like. Bases 187 to 2343 code for a protein of 718 amino acids. Lineage: Eukaryota; Metazoa; Arthropoda; Insecta; Hymenoptera; Trichogrammatidae. The record is from RefSeq and is a predicted model, not a curated record. Gene Ontology annotation, cellular component: nucleus. Gene Ontology annotation, molecular function: ATP hydrolysis activity; DNA binding; ATP binding. The transcript is spliced from 5 exons.
CAUUUACAAUUUUCGAACCUUACAAUGAUAGGGUCGUUGUUUGAAUACAAUAAAAAUGAUAGAAUAUAAUUUUUCAUUGUAAUCGAUAAAAAAUGUUUUUGUUCAGAUUACGUCUAGUUUUUACCACAUUUUACAGCAUUUAAAAAAUAAUUUUUACGUCUCUUUUCUACAUGUGAAAGUAUAAAUAUGAAGAGCAUUACUUACUACUUCGGUAAAACGCCAAAAAUAUCUGAUAAUAAUCCAAAUGAUAUGAAAUUCGAAUGUGAUGAAGUUAACGAAAAUGAUAAAGGAGUGAAAAGAAAGUUCAAAGAAAGGCAAUCUAGGGUGAAUAAAAAGAGCAAAAUAGAUGCAUCUAUUACAAAAAAUAAAAUACUUCAACAGCAUACUCUGAAAACAAGUAAUAAAGAAGGUUUUUUGAUUUCUCAUGAAAAUAUUAGUCAACUAAAACCUCUUCUUGAACUCGAUACGCAAUCAGUGGAAAAUAAUAAUACCAGGUCAUUUAAAAAAUGUAUAAAACCUGAAGAUCAAACGAUUGAAAUCAAAUUUCAGAGUGAUGAUAAAUCCAUUUAUUAUUCGUCAAGUAGUAGUUUGAUUAAUAAUUUUAAUACGAAGGAAGGUUUCGAAAAAGAAAUCAAAUCAAGUCUAUUUUCUAAAUUCAGUCACAUUGAAUCAAAUUCUCAUAAAAAACAGAACUUAGAUAUAUUAUACCAAAAUCACUCACUUGAUUCCAUGAAAAAAAGCAAAAGAUGUGUUAGUGUAGUUAAUCAUGAAUUCGCAAGUAACUACAAAUUUUCAGAGAAAAUGUGGAUUAAAUUAAGAGAAAAGAAGACCAUAUUUGUUAUGAGUCACGAUGGACAAGUAGAUAGUUGCUCGAAAACCAUGAACUCAGAGAUUAUUCAACAAAAAAAUAAAUUUAUCAGAAAAGAGAAAAAUUCGAAUGAAACCCUAAAAUCAAUUUCUAAUGACUUAUGGAUCAAGAAGUAUAGACCAUCGAAUAGUUCAACAAUAAUUGGUAAUAAUGAGGCCAUUUUGAAAUUAAAAACAUGGCUAAACACCUGGAAUUACCACCAAAAUAAAUUAAAUGAAAGCAGUAGCGAUGAAUUCCAUAUUAAUAAUCAUGAGGAACGUAGCUUCCCUCCGAAUACUGUUGCGAUACUGAAAGGACCUCAUGGCUGUGGUAAAUCAUCUAGCGUUUAUGCUAUCGCAGAUGAACUUGAAUAUAGAGUUCUUGAAGUUAAUGCUUCUGCAAAAAGAACUAAAAAAAUUAUUUCUAGACAAAUUAAAGAAGCUACUGAAUCUUUUAGAGUAAAAGACAGGAAAAAUGUAGAUGAAAAUAAAAAAGGAAAAAAAGGAAACCUCAAUUAUAGCUUUUAUCGUUCACUUAUUCUUAUUGAAGAUAUUGAUAUUGUUUUUGAUGAAGAUGAUGGGUUUAUAUCUGCUGUUAUACAAUUGAUUUCGGAAACAAAAGUGCCAAUAAUUAUAACCGUGACCAAUACACACUUAGAUGUUUGUAAAAUAGCUCCACAGAAUAUAACUAUACAUUUUGAUAAAGUGUCAAGUAAGGAAAAAGACGAUUGGUUGCAGACUAUAGCACUUAAAGAAACAGGUUAUGAAAUUCCACAUAAAUACAUAAAAGUUCUUGGUUCAAGUGGUGAUCUCAGACAAAACAUACUACAGCUUCAAUAUGACUUAUCUACUACUGUAAAAGAAAAAAGUUCAUUAUAUUUUCUCAACUCUUAUGAUUUUUAUAAUAACAGGGAAUGUGGAUCGAUUCAAAAAUAUUAUGACUGUGAUAACCAAACAAAUUACAAUCACCAUAAACAAGAUUUAUUUCAUUGUUUAAAAUGCGCUAUCCAUACAGCAGAUAAAAUCUCGCGCAUUGAUAAACAAUUCAAUGAGAACAUAAAAAUGCCAAAAUUUCAUAAUAUUACUGUACAACCAACAUUAACGCUCGAUGAAAAUCAACUUUUGUAUUCUAAAGCAAAUACUAAUAGUGUAGAGAUUAAAGAGUGGUUAAUGUUAGCCACAAAUAAGAUAUUAAACGAUGUAGCUGAUUCGAAAUAUUUUUCUAAAUAUAGAUCUGUCGGCAAUUCUUUGCAGCAAAUUUGUCAAUCAGAUGAUAUUUUAUCUUCAGAAAACUUCAGUCAUGUGGAUAAUCGUAUUUUAGUUGUAGAGUAUGCUCCAAGCAUUCGUGCAAUUUGUAAAGCAGAAUUGGAUCGAAGUAAUCAGAAUAAGAGGAGAGGAAACCGAUAUUACCACUAUUUAUCAUGUUUCAAAUUGAUUGAUAGUAAAACUCGUGCCUUAAAAAAAAUAUCUUACUGUCAAAAUUAUUUUAAAAAUUAGUUAAUCCAUGAAAUACACCAAAAUAAGUGUUAUCGUUUGUCGGCUUGUAUAAAUUAAAAAUUCAUGAGAAAUAAGUAUUUUAAUUUAUGCAUCUUGCGUCGACCGUGGCUAAGUGUGAUUGAGUAUGAAUUUAAUAAAAAAAAAUAAAGAAAUUAAUGUAGAUACUUGAUAAUCCUAGAGUUUUUUUUAUAUGUGUUGGAUGACAUGUACUUAAGUAGGAGAAAGUGUAGCUUUAUUUUAAUUCCAUAGAUCUUCAUAUGUCUUUUGUUACUGAAUUCUUUAAAUAAAUAUCUUAUUUAAUAAUAUGA